UCUAAAGAAGGGCUUAGAUUCUUAACAUUCUUUUAAAAAUAACGUUCUGCCAAAAUGUCAGUGCACAGUGCUCAUAACAGAAAUAACAGUGAUAUCUUUGAAGUUCCUCCUUCCCAGAAGAGUUCAUCACUAAGUGCAGUCACCCAUGGUGGCCAACUUAAGCUGCAUUUGAAGUCAAAUAUAUCAGAAAGUGAGAAUGAUGAUCCAUUGUUGGGAUCUACAAGUAAAAUCAGAGACAUAAAUAGCACUUAUGUUAUUUCUGCCUGUAAAAAAUCAGGAGAUCUGCCCCUUACCCCGAAGCCUGUAGAAAGAUUGACACUUCAGAGAAGAGCUACAAGGAACAAAGACUCUUUACUUGGUAGUGAGUUGGGAGACACCACUGAGAAAACAGCAGAAACAAGUCUUACCUUACAGCGCCGUCGUGCUAAAAUGGAUUCUGUAGAAAAGUGCAAAGCAGUUAAAAGAGAUCCUGUUGAAAAGUGGAAAAUAAUGCAGAAUGUGGGAAGUGAAGCAGAAAAUUGUGCUUCACAGGAAACUAGGCCAAAUGCAAAGGGAAUAAGUAACAGUAAAAACUCUUGUGUUGCAUCUUCUGCAAGAUUAGCUGAACAGUCAAAUGCCAUUGAAACCACUGGUGAUGAGAAAUACAAAGAAUCAUUUUCUGUCUUCAGUGGGACCAAAGAAAAUGUUUCACUAAAGUACUCAAGCAAUAGAGCACCCAUUGGUUCCCAGGGUCAGACGGAAGUUGUUAAAUCAGGACACUUGGCAGUGAAACCUACUCAGAGCAAGUUGGAUAUCCAAGUGUGGGGAACAGGAAGUGUACAUCAAAGUAUUGGAAAGGACGUUGUAAAAAAUUCAAAUAAAUUUGGAAACUUAGAAAAAAGAACCCCUGUGAAAUGUAUCACAGAACACAAAUUGACACCAAAGCACUGCCUGCCUCAACUUAAAAGCCCAGCUGCAUCAAUACUGAAAAACAGGAUGCCCAGCCUUCAAGAUAAGCAAAGACCAAAAAGUUCACUUCUUGCAAAUAAAAGGGAAAGGUCACAAGAAAAUACACUCCCUCCUGAAGAAAAAACCACAGUUCAGAACAAUACCUCUAUAGAAACAGACCUCUUAAAAAUAGAGAAUAGUCAAGUGACUGUGGCAGUACGCGUAAGGCCUUUCAGCAAAAGAGAGAAGAUUGAAAAAGCAUCCCAGGUGGUCUUUGUGAAUGGGGAAGAAAUAACGGUGGCACACCCUGACAUGAAACAAGUUUAUACUUUUAUUUAUGAUCUUUCGUUCUGGUCUUUCGAUGAAUGCCAUCCACACUAUGCUAGCCAGACAACUGUGUAUGAGACUCUAGCAGCACCACUCCUAGAAAGAGCCUUCGAAGGCUACAACACCUGUCUCUUUGCUUACGGUCAGACUGGCUCUGGAAAGUCAUAUACGAUGAUGGGAUUUAGUGAAGAACCAGGAAUAAUUCCAAGAUUUUGUGAAGAUCUUUUUGCUCAAGUAGCCCAAAAACAAACCCAAGAGGUCAGCUGCCACCUUGAAAUGAGCUUCUUUGAAGUAUACAAUGAAAAAAUUCAUGACCUUCUGGUUUGUAAAGGUGAAAAUGGGCAGAGAAAACAACCACUGAGAGUAAGGGAGCAUCCUAUUUCUGGACCAUAUGUUGAGGCGCUGUCAAUGAAUGUUGUCAGUUCUUACUCUGAUAUCCAGAGUUGGCUGGAAUUGGGAAAUAAACAAAGAGCAACUGCUGCUACCGGCAUGAAUGAUAAAAGUUCCCGGUCUCAUUCUGUGCUGACCCUGGUCAUGACCCAGACCAAGACAGAGGUUGUGGAAGGGGAAGAACAUGAUCACAGAGUAACAAGUCGCAUAAGCCUGGUAGACCUGGCUGGCAGCGAGCGCUGCUCUGCAACCUACACGAGUGGAGAUCGGCUGAAGGAAGGCGUGAGCAUUAACAAGUCAUUGCUAACUUUGGGAAAGGUUAUAUCUGCACUCUCGGAACAAGCAAACCAAAGGAGGGUUUUUAUUCCAUAUCGUGAAUCUGUUCUUACGUGGCUAUUAAAAGAAAGUCUGGGUGGAAAUUCAAAAACUGCAAUGAUUGCUACCAUCAGUCCUGCGGCCAGCAACAUAGAAGAAACAUUAAGCACACUUAGAUAUGCUAACCAGGCUCGUCUGAUAGUCAACAUUGCCAAAGUAAAUGAAGAUGUGAAUGCUAAGCUAAUUAGAGAAUUGAAAGCAGAAAUUGAAAAGCUAAAAUCUGCUCAGAGAAACAAUCGAAAUAUUGACCCUGAACGAUACAGACUCUGCCGGCAAGAAAUAACAUCCUUAAGAAUGAAAUUGCAUCAACAGGAAAGAGACAUGGCAGAAAUGCAAAGACUAUGGAAAGAAAAGCUUGAACAGGCUGAAAAGAGAAAACUCCAAGAAACAAAGGAGUUACAGAAAGCAGGAAUUACAUUUCAAAUGGACAACCAUUUGCCAAACCUGGUUAAUCUCAAUGAAGAUCCACAGUUGUCGGAGAUGCUGCUAUAUAUGAUAAAAGAAGGAACAACUACAGUUGGAAAGUAUAAACCAAACUCAAGCCAUGACAUUCAGUUGUCUGGAGUGCUGAUUGCUGAUGACCACUGUACAAUCAAAAAUUUUGAAGCAACAGUGAGUAUUAUCCCAGUUGGGGAAGCAAAGACAUAUGUAAAUGGAAAACAUAUUUUGGAGCCUACAGUAUUACAUCAUGGUGAUCGGGUGAUUCUUGGUGGAGAUCAUUAUUUUAGAUUUAAUCAUCCGGUUGAAGUCCAGAAAGGCAAAAGACCAUCCAGUAGAGAUAAUUUUACAAGUGAGGGGCCAAAAGACUUUGAAUUUGCCAAAAAUGAGUUACUUAUGGCUCAGAGAUCUCUACUUGAAGCAGAAAUAAAAGAGGCCCAAUUGAAAGCAAAGGAAGAAAUGAUGCAAGGAAUCCAAAUUGCAAAAGAAAUGGCUCAGCAAGAACUCUUUUCUCAAAAAGCUGCAUAUGAAAGCAAAAUAAGAGCACUGGAAACAGAACUGAGAGAAGAGUCUCAAAGGAAGAAAAUGCAGGAGAUAAAUAACCAAAAGGCUAAUCACAAAAUUGAAGAAUUAGAAAAGGCAAAGCAGCAUCUUGAACAGGAAAUAUAUGUCAACAAUAAACGAUUAGAGAUGGAGACUCUGGCUACAAAGCAGGCUUUAGCAGAUCAUAGCAUUCGCCAUGCAAAAAUUCUGGAAGCAUUAGAAACUGAAAAGCAAAAAAUUGCUCAAGAAGUACAAAUUCUACAGCAGAAUCGCAGUCAUAGGGAUAAGACUUGUAUAAUUCAGACAAAUUGGAGCUCCAUGAAACUCUCAAUGAUGAUUCAGGAAGCCAAUACCAUCAGCAACAAAUUUAAAAAAUGUUAUGUUUUUGGCAGACAUGAUACGUCAGGUGAAGGCAGUUCUGACAUUUCUGUUCGGGUUCGGAACCUGAAACUUGGAAUCUCAACUUUCUGGAGUCUAGAGAAGUUUGAAUCUAAACUUGCAGCAAUGAAAGAACUUUAUGAGAGUAAUGGUGGUAACAAGAGUGAAGAUGUAUUUUGUGAUCCUGAAGAUGAAUGGGAACCUGACAUUACAAAUGCACCUGUUUCUUCACUUUCUAGAAGGAGGUAA
Messenger RNA from Castor canadensis (American beaver), 3627 nucleotides. The record is from RefSeq and is a predicted model, not a curated record. NCBI's taxonomy places the organism in Eukaryota, Metazoa, Chordata, Mammalia, Rodentia, Castoridae.